AAUGAUUUCAUUAAUUUAAGGAUAAAAAUGAUUCCAUAAGUGAUAUAGGAAAGUAGAAAAUAUGAGUUUAAUAAAGUAGAAAGGCUUUUAGUCAUAGAAAAGUUAAUUUUUCAAAUUAUUUAAUGGAAAAUAAAAAAAAAAAGAAUAUGAUGACAAAAUCAAUUGCAUGAAAUGACGAGAAAACACAAUGAUAAAUGAAACCGAGAUAAAAUAAUAAAAUUUAAAAAAAAUAUUGUGAAAAUCGAGAAAUAUAACGAAAUAUUUGAUCAACCUGGAUAAUAACCAGCAUCUAAUGGAAAUCAAUAAUAUUGACGACAGCAAAAACAAGUUCCCAGCAACGAAUGUCAGUCAUUCACUUCCGUUGAUGACCGACUUAUUGGCACUGGAGUCUGGCAUGGAUGUAUUGCCAAGAACACCAGCUCACGGUCCAUAUCAUCACAAUAACCUAGUUCAUCAUCACCACAACUAUCAUCAUCACACAGAUCAAACCAAAUCGCUUCAGGAACUGCAGAAUGAAGUCGGCGCUUUACUGGAGUUUCGUGAUUUGGUUAUUGAAACCUUUCCUGAUCUCAAACACAAAAUGGCAUCGUCGAGCGCAAAUAGUACAAUUACAGGACUGCAGUCAUCUUCGAUAAUAUCAAGACGAGAAUGGGAGCCUGGGAUACGUGUUCGACGUAAACUAAACAGCAACUAUAGCAAAGAAGGAAGUGGUGAAAUUCAGUCAUCAUCACUAUUAAUAAGAAGUCGUAGUAAUUCACAUAGUGGCAAAAAGGAACCAAAGAGUGGUGAAGGCAAUGGAAGUGUCAUACAGGAUUCAGGUUUUUCAACUGAAACCAGUUCCUCAAAAGAAGCGCAUAGCGCUUCAUCAACAGCUGGUUCAGCGGGUGUUCAGGGUAACAACAUUUCAAGUGCAUUAACAGCUCGUCUCACCUCCAACCCAACAAGUAGUAAUUCUGACAAUGAAUUAUGGAAUUUACUUGAUGUGAUACAUAGGCGAACAUCACGCUUAGCUGAUGAAAGUAAUCAAAAAUUUAAUAAUAAUAAUAAUAACCAUAGUAAUACUGGUCAGUCAUCGACGGCAGUAAAUUCAUCAUCAUCUUUUCAAAGUCAAUUGAAUUAUAUGAAAAAAGAUGAUGUGCAGAAAUUACGAAAUGAGCGUGAUCAUUUGAUGGAUAAAAUGGGUGAUAUGGAAGCGGAGGUUCUUGCAAGUCUAAUAAAAGAAUCGAAGCUCCAGGAUCAAAUAAAUGAACUGCGACAGACCAAAGCAGAAUUGGAGACCCAACUGAAAUUUGCACUAGGCCAAAAAUCAGAACUGUCUCGACUUCGUGAUAUUAACUUAUUAUUUGAUGACAGUCCUAAUAGUCAAAAUGAUAAUAAACUGAACCGUCCAAAAACAGAAGAUAUACAGUCAAAUGUAGUUGUUUCGCCAAUUGUAAAAAAUCGAACUUCAUCAUCAUCAUCGUCAUCAUCGUCGACAACAACUUUUCAGCCCAUUCCUAUUAAACCACAAAUAACAAAUAAAGAAAUUCAAAAAUCGUCAAUAAAUGAUGAUCAUUUAACGCUAUCAACAUCAUCCUCUUGCGUUGUAAAACAAAUGAAAGACGAAUUAAAUGCAAUUGGAAGACUUGAUGGUCUCAUAAGCAAUCCCAAUAGUAAAUUAAAUAAAAUUCGUGUGCCUGAUUCAAAGAAAAUUGCUGCCAUACUACUCGAGACAAAUAUCAUUGAGCUGCAACGGCAUUUACUGACAAUCACAGUACAGAAUCAGGUAUUGCAGCAAAAACUUGAACAGGCAACAAAGUCAAAAAUUCUUCUAAUUAAAAAAUUAGACAAAUCAAAAGAAGAUGUAGAAGACUUGAAAUUUACGGUUGAGGAACGAAACAUUGAAUUGGAAGGAGCACGAGCACAAAUCCGUGUAAUGGAAGCAAAACUAUUAGCAGCACGCUGUGAUGUAAGUCCUGAGCAUCAAUCAUCGUCAUCGUCGACGACUACACGAUUAUCUCGAGACGGCAUAACUGUUAUGCAUACAUCCACACCAAUUCAAAGACAUAUUCAGCCCACAACAAUUUCAACGCCAAGUAUGAAAGCUAUGAUACCACUUGCUAUGGAUGAUUUAUUUCAACACAGUAGUUCGACAGAGUCGGCACAUGAUCAGCAAGAGAGAGAUAUGACUACAUCAAAAUGUCCAGAGACACCACGUCGAACAAAACCGAGUAAGAUUCCAUUGCCGGGUUCAACAAAAACGGCUGUGAAUUUUUCUACAAAGCCACCAAGUGGACGUGCGAUUUCAGCUGGUCCACCAUCAGCAAAUAGAAGCCUUACAAAAAGUACUAGUAGUCUUUAUGCAGCAAGUGGAUUCAGAGCAGGUGGACCAUCGUCUUUGACAAAAAAAGAUUUAAGUCUUAAUCGUCCAGAUUCCGUUCAUAGCUUGAGAAAUUCAAACUCAAUGGACGGCAAUAAGACACAACAGCAAGCAAACCGUAACUCAUCGUCAUCAAUACCAAUAUCGCAGAGUAAUAGUACCAACGUAAGCAAUAAGCUUGUUGCGACAGCAUCACCGACAUUGAUAGCAGCAUAUGGAAAUGCGACAAUUGUCAACAUUCCAUCAUCAUCGCCAAAUAAGUUUGUGACAUCUUCACAGUCUCCAGUGCUAAGACCAAAGCGCGAUUCAUUAACAACACGAGUCAAGAAUUUAGAUUCAUUAUCACGCCUUCAAUCGUCAUCAUCAAGUGGCACAUUAUCGGCAAAUGGAAUUGGUGGCAAUGCUAUAUCAACACCACGAUUGAACAAUAACAGCAAUUGCAAUAAUAAUCAAAAUGUGGUAACAAAUGGCACUAAUAAUAACAAUAAUAAUAGAAAGUAUACUGCACUUCCGGUACGUCGCAUGAGUAAUGUUUCAGUCCGCGAUGCAAAUACAAUUGAUCACCAACAUCACAUUCAUCAUCACAAUGAUAAUAGCUCUAGUGCUAAUGGUAAUUCUGAUGCGAAUAGCGGAAAGGUGCAUUAUCUCAACCUCAAAUACAAUAACGAUAUCGGCCAAAACAACAACAAGCAUGUGCAGUCAAAUGUGAUGGAAAAAUCAUCGACAACAUUAAGUAUCAAUUCCGCGCUAGAACUAGAAGUUGAGAAUGCACGAAAGAAGUUUGAAGCACCAAUACAAUUACGGUCGCGUGACUUGAUAUGUGAAUAUCUCCAAAAGUCAAUCAUUAAGGUGCCAGACAUUUUGAAACCUCAGCAAAAUCACAACAAACACCUACAGCAUCAUUGUCAUAAUGAGACCUUUUCAGCUUCUGUUGACGUUGACAUUAAUGAUAUCGAUUUAGCAUAUAAACAUCCAAUGGUUAUUGCAGAAGAGCUUGAACAUGGUGGACGUGAAGCUCUUGCAUUUGACUCACUUAAGAAGAUAAAUCAUCUUGCUGACAAUUCUUCCAUAAUUAUUCCACAAUAUAAACAAGAAGUUUGGAAAAAUCCUGAACGCCCACAUUUGAUUGGAAAAGUAACUCCAAAUAUAGCCAGAACAUGGAAACAACUGUCAAGUACCAUGAAUCAUUUCAGCGAAUAUGAAAAGCAAGAGGAGGAAGACAAGCAAAGCUACGUUCUAUUCGUACGAAAGCCAUUCAAUUUCAGUGCAUCUGACAGUCACGAAAAUGUAUUUGCUGUCAAUAAAAUUCAUCAUUUGGCUGAAAGUGAAAAAUUUUAUGAUAGUAUUGAGGAAUAUAACGACGAUUAUGAAGAAGAAAUUGAUGAUAUUGACUACAAUUUGGAUUAUGAAGAUGGGAAUAUGACAUGUGGAGGUGAAAUGAUGGCAGAUGAAACUGAUUCGUUGGAGAUGAGAAGAUGUGGGAAAGAUGACGUUAUUGUUUGGUCUAUUGAAAGCUAGGUUAAGCAAUAGCAGUUUUUAAUUUGUGGAAAGAUAAUUUUAAACUGCAAACCAAAAAUUGAGAAUCUUGAAGAAUGCACAUUUUCGAAACAAGUUUCAAAAAUGCACAAAAAAUUGAAAUUAUAAAAAAAGAUAUUUCUCGAGUAAUUAAAAAUUAAUAUGAGCUUUAAGAAAGCAAAUUAACACACCUUUAAUUAACGGAUUCUAGAGAUGAUCGUAAUGCCAUGCUAUUCUAUUUAAAUUUUAUAAAUCUAUCCAUGUUCCAUAAUUUAUUCACUUUAAGAAUAGAACACAUUAAAUGGCAUUAUGGUUCGCACGUACUUAUAAAAUAUUUAAAAAGCUUUAGGCAUUAUUCUCUAAAAAAAUUAUAAAAUAUUGCGCUUAAAAUUCAAGCAAAUUCAAAUGAGUUUAAAUGUUUCUAAGGGUUUAAUAUCAUAUUUUGCUAGUUGAUUCGCCUUAACUUGCUAAUCAAAUUCUGAUCGCUAAUAUAAAAUGCGAUUAAAUUCUACGAUCAAUUACACGAGGAUUGAUUGAUUGUACAUUACAUUUUUAUAAAGCCCGUACUUUAUAGUUGAUAUAUCACCUCAUAUGUUAAGAAAAUUGUUCUAUUUUCAAUACAAGUUGAAAACCAUGUUAAACAAUAAUAUUAAGCAAAAACACGAAGAAAAUAAAGAAUUAAAAAAAAUGAACAG
Messenger RNA from Chironomus riparius, 4569 nucleotides. The record is from the annotation of a GenBank genome assembly. NCBI's taxonomy places the organism in Eukaryota, Metazoa, Arthropoda, Insecta, Diptera, Chironomidae.